CAGUAUUGUAUGUGUAUGUGUGUGUGUGAGAGAGAUACAUAGAAAGGAGGGAGAGCAAUAGAGAUAUAUAGAGAGAGAGACGGGUCCUAUAAGCCGUUCGAAGUUGCAGAGAAGGAAUCUUUAAAGGGUAGGGUUUUGAGCCGUGAAAGGGGAUUAGAUAGAUAGAUAUAUAUUAGGUUUUGAUUUCUCAAUUACCCAUCAUCUUCUUUGCCAGUUUUUGGAACCCAUUCAGAAAAUAUUAUAAAAAAUCUACUGAUUUCCGUAUUGUGAGUUGAUUUUGUUGUCUGAAAAUUGUUGCAUGAGAUAAGAGCACAGGAUUGAUAUAGGUUAUGGACGAGAUCUGGGAAAGGGCUGUGGAGACGGCGCUCGAUGGACAAACGGAUGUUGCUUCUGUUCGUACCUUAACGUUGGACGGGGCUGUAAAGUGCGUUCACGGCCGUCUUCCUCCUCCUUCGAUUCUAGAGAAAUUUCAUGGUUUACAACAUCUUUCCCUUGCAAACAUCGGUUUAGCAUCUCUCGAACAAUUUCCCCGCCUUCAAAAUCUUCAAAAACUAAUCCUAUCUGAUAAUAGAAUCGCUGGCGGGCUAGAGCUUCUUGUUGAAGCUGGACUACAGUCAUUGAGAGAUCUUGAUUUGUCAAAUAAUAGAAUCCAGGAUAUAAAUGAUCUGCAGCCUCUUGCUGAGCUUAAGGUUGUUUCUCUUGACCUAUAUGAGUGUCCAGUUACUCGUGUAAAGGACUAUAGAUCAAGGGUUUUUGGUUUGAUUAAGUCUUUAAAGUAUUUGGAUAAAAUGGAUGCUGAUGAGAAUGAGAGACCUGAAUCUGAUGAUGAGGAAGAGGAUGAUGAUGAAGAAGAUGAUGAUCCGGGAAGUGGUGAAGUAGAUGGAGAGGAACAUCCUUUAACUUUGAAUAAUGGGCAUAGUUCUGGGGCUGAUGGGAUUGUUGAUGUUGAUGAAGAUGAAGAGAGUGAUGCAGAUGAAGAAGAAACUGAGACUGUUAGGGGAGCUGGGCGUUCAAAUCAGGCUCUUACUAAUAAUGUUUCAAACGGAUUUGGAGUGGUAGCUUCUGGGAAUGCAGAGGAAGAUGAGGAUGAUGGGGAUGAUGAAGAAGAUGAUACUUAUUCAAUGGAAGAGAUUGAUGAAGAUGAUGGCGAGGAUGAAGAUGUUGUGGAGGUUCAUGAUGUUGAUGAUAGUGACGAUGAAGAUGGGGUUGAGGAUGAUGAUGAAGAUGAUGAGGAGGAUGAUGAUGAAGAAGAGGUUGAUAACGAUGAAGGGGAUUUGGGGUUGCCGGAGAGUACUGGUAGAUUGACUAGUACUGAGGGAGAGAUAGAUGGGCAUGAGCAGGGUGAGGAAGGUCCUGACGAGGAUGAUGAUGGGGAAACUGGAGAGGAAGAGCAUCUUGCUGUUGAUGGUGUUGAUUUUGAGGAUGAUGAAGAAGAGGAUGAAGAUUAUGGGGAAGGUUACUUGGUUCAACCAGUUAGUCAAGUUGGAGAUGAAGUUGAUGCCAGUGAUAUGGAACCUGGUAAAGAAGAUGACGAUGAUGACGACGAUGAAGAUGGCUUGGAAGAAGAUGUGGAAGAUGAAGAAGGAGAGGAAGACGAUGAUGGCGAAGUUCAGGCUGUAGCACCUUCAUCCUCUCAUCCAAAGAGGAAGAGAGACGAUGAUGAUGAUGAUGACGACGAUGAUGGCGACGAUGAUGAUGAUGAUGAUGUGGAGAACAGUAGAUCUUCGUCAAAGAAAAGAUAGUAGUGUGUGAUGAUGAUCAUGAACAUCCAUGGUGGUGGUUGAUUUCAUGAAGAAGAAGAAAGAAGAAGAGGUUGGUAACAUAAAACUAUUAGUAUUAAUAUUAGUGGAUGGAUGGAUGGAUAGCUUUUAUUUGCUAUGAGCAGCAGUAGUGAAAAAAUGGCGCCAAUUUUUAAGAUGGGAAUGAUGGUAAUGCAUGCCAUCAAUCAUCAUCAUCAUAAUUCAAAAGUUAGUUGGUCCCCUUCUUUGCCUUCCUACCUAUGUAGUAACGUUAACUUUUGUGAUUUCAAAUGGUAGUUUAUUUUGGCGGUUACUCUUCACGGGUCGGGCAUUGGCAAAGAGGUAACUGGUAAGAAGAAGGAAAAAAAACUCCGGAUAUAUGUAAUCUCUCUCUCUCUCUCUCUUUUUUUUUUAUAAAAAAAGGAAAAAGGAAACUCUUGGAUGAUGGUGGUGGUAUUGAAGUUGUUAUUAUUGUUUGUAAAGAACGGUUGUAGAUUACUUUGGGUGAUUCCUGCAACAUUGAAUCAUCCCCUCCUCCCUCCUACUGAACUUGUCAGUAAUUGUGCUUUUUUCUCAUUUGACGCGUGGAUUUUGCUAAAUGAAUCUUUGUUUUUUCGAUGGUUGA
Molecule: messenger RNA, 2364 nt
Organism: Impatiens glandulifera
Lineage: Eukaryota; Viridiplantae; Streptophyta; Magnoliopsida; Ericales; Balsaminaceae
Product: acidic leucine-rich nuclear phosphoprotein 32-related protein-like
Exons: 2
Coding region: 330-1742 (470 amino acids)
Cellular component (GO): nucleus
Molecular function (GO): histone binding
Source: RefSeq, a predicted model, not a curated record